AUGGUAAAAGAUAUACAGAGUUUAAUUGGUUUCCUCAAAAAAAGAAAUGAUAGAAAAAUUUUGCCCAAAAUCCAAGAAGACACUGAAAGGCGUCAUCUUUUCAAUCUGGAUUCCCAAAAAUUUUCUGAAGAAGAUAUAUCUAAGCCUGCUACAAUAUCUACUGAUCCUAAUGAGACAUUUAAAAAUCCAAAUGAACUUCCUCCUUUAAAAUAUAAAGAAGUCUGGCAAAGAGCGAAGAGAAAGCUUAUUAUGAGUAUUAGAAUAAAAAGGUUACUUAAAGAUAAAGAAAUUUAUGGACCUUCUAGUGCACUUUUUAUGGGGCGUGAUGAACAGGUGGAAGCAGGGGAUGCUUACUUUAGGAAAAAAGCAUGCCUAAUUUUGUCACAUGAAGGUACAAGUCUGUCUGAGGAAUCGCUUCCAAAGGCACAUAUUAUUUUAUUUAGACAAAAGCUCAUUUAUAUUGAUUUUUCAUUGAUUGAUUUGCUCUUUUAAUGCUCGAUAUAAAACAGCGUAUUUUUAAUUCAAGGCUCAUUUCUAAUUAAAAUACGCUUGAGCCCUUCCAAAGGGUAUUAUACAUCCUGGCAGCAAAUGCAAAGCAUGCUGGGAUAUUUUUGUAGGAAUAAUUUUAUUGUACACGGCAAUAACUACCCCAUUUGUAUUAGCAUUUGUUACAACCUCAGAUUUUGAUUUUUGAUUCUGGAUGGACUUUUUUAUUGAUCUUUCCUUUUUGUCUGACACAAUAGUACAGCUUAAUACAGCUUUUUAUUCAAAAGAAGGAAAACUUAUGUACACAAGGAAACAAAUUUUUUGAAAUUAUUUAAAAGGGUGGCUAAUCAUCGAUGUUUUAGCAUCAAUUCCGCUCGGGAUGAUUGAAGCUUUAGUUUCAGUAGGAUAUCCAGGUGGUAUCAAUCAUUUUAUCAAAUUUUUUAGGCUAAAAUCAUUGCCAAGGCUGUUUCGGCUGUCAAAGCUGACUAAAUUUAUGAAAAAUAAGGAAGCAGCGAGCUAUAUAGAAAACAUUCAAGGCGCUUUUAGCAUAAACUACACGGCUAUGAGGAUGAUAAGUGCUAUUUCUGCCAUAAUUAUAUGCCUUCAUAUAGUGGCAUGCUUAUGAUUUUAUACUGCAAAAGCAGAUGAUUUUUCGACUGACACAUGGGUGUUCAGAUACCAUUAUUUGGAUAACGAUAUAUGAACUCUCUACCUUACUUGUAUAUAUUGAGGCACGGCUACUUUAGCAACGGUUGGCUAUGGCGAUAUAGCUCCUUAUUCAAAUUCAGAAAAAUUUUUAGCUAUGUUUUGGAUGGUAUGUGGGGUCUAUUUUCUAUCCUUUACAAUUAGUUCUUUAUCUACAAUGCUUACCAAACAAGAUCUUAAAAAAAAUAUAGUAGACUACAGGCUAUCAGUUGCUGAUGAAUUUGUCAAAGAAGCAAGAAUAUCGGGAGAAAUCAAGAAAAAAAUGCAAAAAACUAUAAGACAAUUCACUGAGAAAAAUGGAUUUACAUUUGAUGAAAAAGAAGAACUUAUUAAUGAGCUCCCAAAGCAUUUGCGAUAUGAAAUCGCAAUGAAUAUGCAUCAUGGUGCUAUUCGUUUAUUUUCGUUUUUUACGCUAAAAGACUAUUCAUUUAUUGCGAGUAUAGUUCCCUAUUUACAGCCCUUAUUAGUAGAUGUUAAUGAAAUUAUCUGCAAUGUAGGUGAGGCUCCUCAGAAUAUUUAUUUUAUUGUUAAUGGUAAAGUAAGCUACAUAAAAGACAAAGAAGGAAUAGUCUAUCGCACACUCCAACAAGGUCAUUAUUUUGGCGAUAUUGAACUUGUUAAGAAGGUCGCGAGAAAAUACAAAAUUGUUGCAAGCACUGAUACAUUUUUACUAAUCAUGGGCAAAAAAACAAUAGAAAAAAUCCAACUUGAAUUUCCAACUGUUUGGAAAGAAAUCGGGAUGAUUGCUGAAGAAAGGGACAGAAAAAUCAAAAAAGCUUUAGCUGAAACGUUAGCUUUAUAUAAAGCAAAUAAAGCGGGGAAAAUCCAAGACCUAAAAGCGGAUGAGUUUAGGGAGCUUAUUAAUCAAGAAAUCGGUGAAGAAAAUUGUGAGACUGAAGACGAAGAAGGAAAUUUUAAAUUUUCUAUAAGAAUGAGGAAUAAAGAAAUUUUGAAGGUAAAAAAACAAAUAAAUAAAAAUACAGAAUGCUUAGAAAGAAUUGAGCAGCUAAUGGAGAAAAUAAUGCAAAAACAAAAAAAAAUCCCGAUAUUGCCUUCUCCACCUGUGAAUUAUAUAAGGAGGUCGCUUAGAGGAAGCCUGCCUCAAAUUAAUAUAGGAUCUAUUUCAAGAAAUCCUUUAAUGGAGACGUCACCGAGCAAUUUAACUGAAGACACUGCAUCUUAG
Blepharisma stoltei is the source of this 2374-nucleotide messenger RNA. The record is from the annotation of a GenBank genome assembly. Lineage: Eukaryota; Ciliophora; Heterotrichea; Heterotrichida; Blepharismidae.